This is a messenger RNA of Phaeoacremonium minimum UCRPA7, 852 nucleotides long. RefSeq names its product putative rna binding domain-containing protein. Gene Ontology annotation, molecular function: mRNA binding. The record is from RefSeq and is a predicted model, not a curated record. NCBI's taxonomy places the organism in Eukaryota, Fungi, Ascomycota, Sordariomycetes, Togniniales, Togniniaceae. Gene Ontology annotation, biological process: mRNA export from nucleus. The transcript is spliced from 6 exons. Gene Ontology annotation, cellular component: nucleus. The coding region runs from base 1 to 852 and encodes 283 amino acids.
AUGGAUCGCAGUCUCGACGAGAUUCUUGCUGAGCGCAAGAGCAAAGAUGGCCCUCGCGGUGGUCGAGGCGGCGGCCAGAGGCGACGUGAGCGCGACAGACAGCAGGAAUAUCCCCGCGAUGGCGUCAGAAAGCUUCUCGCAGAUCCCGACAACCGCGUCGAGGCCGAGAAUCGCCAGAGCCGCAAGGGCACCAAAGUUCGAGUUGACAACCUGCAUUGGGAGCUCACUAAGGAGGAUCUCGAUGACCUCUUCACCCGAAUUGGACCAGUGAUCAAGCUCGACAUUCGUUACGACCGUGCUGGUCGCUCUGAGGGCACCGCAUUCGUCACAUACGAGUCGCAUCAGGAUGCGUCAAAGGCGGUCCGAGAAUUCGAUGGGGCCAAUGCUAAUGGCCAACCUAUCAAACUUGCUAUUGUCCCCUCAGGACCUGGCCCUCGCCGCAAUCCUUUUGACACUGCGAUCAUGCCUGGGCGUCCACUCGCGGAGCGCAUCACCGUUCCCGGCGGACGCAGCCGCUCCUUGUCUCCAGGUCGAGAUCGAGACGGAGCCGCUCGUAAGGGUAUUGAUAGGUACGUACCCGGUGGCAAUGGCAGUCGGUCUCGGAGUCCCCUACCCAAUAGAAGAAGGGAGGGUGGCCGACGUCCUGGCGCGAGGAGAGAGGGCCGUGGUGCACGACGGGAUGAGGGAGAGCGCAAAGGAAGAGAGGGUCGCACCAAGAAAACUCAGGAAGAACUAGAUGCCGAGAUGGACGACUACUUCGGCGGCGGCGAACCUGCACAUUCCGUAGCGCCGUCGAAUGGAAACGGUCAGGCAACAGAGGCGACAGGGGAUGAUAUUGACAUGAUCGAAUAA